Molecule: messenger RNA, 463 nt
Organism: Maniola jurtina (meadow brown)
Lineage: Eukaryota; Metazoa; Arthropoda; Insecta; Lepidoptera; Nymphalidae
Product: cuticle protein 7-like
Exons: 4
Coding region: 17-463 (148 amino acids)
Cellular component (GO): extracellular matrix
Source: RefSeq, a predicted model, not a curated record
CCAAACAAUAAGCAAUAUGUUCAGCAAAAUCAUUGCUUUCGGAGCUCUGUUGGCAGCGGCUAACGCUGGCCUGUACGGUCACGCCGUAUCAUCACAAAACAUCGUACGCCAUGACGGUGGUCACUACAACGCCGCUCCUUUGGCAUACGCCGCGCCCUUGGCGUAUGCUGCACCCCUAGCCUAUGCUCCUGUAGCAUACAGCGGCAACUACGCUGGUCACGAUGAAUACGCCCACCCCAAAUAUGACUUCGCGUACUCAGUGGCCGACCCCCACACCGGCGACCACAAGUCGCAGCACGAGAGCCGCGACGGCGACGCCGUGCACGGCUACUACUCGCUGCUGCAGCCUGAUGGCUCCGUACGCAAGGUCGAAUACACCGCUGACGACCACAACGGUUUCAACGCGGUGGUACACAACUCUGCCCCGUCCGUCCAUCCCCAGCCUGCCUACAGCCACUAUUAA